AUGCCUUCCAACUUGGAAGUUGCUGUGUACCUUCAACCACCUCAUUUUGCAGACUUUCCGCAUCCUCGCAUCCAAUCAACCAGGUGCCAUCACAGACCGACGCAGGUACCCAAGCUGCACGGCGGCCCAGCGUACCAACGAGUCCCUGCCGAUCACCAAGCCGAACGCCACACACCCCUCCCUCCUUCCAAUCAUCUACCCACCCUCCCAGCCUGCAUAUUUGCAUGGCUCCCCAAAGAACCUGGUCAUGAUGCUGCCGACCCCGUCGACCGCCCAUUCCUGGCCUUCUCCUCCAAGGGCGCGAAGCAACAAAUAAGAAAAAGUAAAAACGAGACGGGCGAAAACCAAAGCCGGUGA
Gaeumannomyces tritici R3-111a-1 is the source of this 357-nucleotide messenger RNA. RefSeq lists its product as hypothetical. Lineage: Eukaryota; Fungi; Ascomycota; Sordariomycetes; Magnaporthales; Magnaporthaceae. Bases 1 to 357 code for a protein of 118 amino acids. The record is from RefSeq and is a predicted model, not a curated record. The transcript is spliced from 2 exons.